This is a messenger RNA of Lasiosphaeria miniovina, 1231 nucleotides long. RefSeq lists its product as uncharacterized. Bases 140 to 988 code for a protein of 282 amino acids. The record is from RefSeq and is a predicted model, not a curated record. The transcript has 2 exons. Lineage: Eukaryota; Fungi; Ascomycota; Sordariomycetes; Sordariales; Lasiosphaeriaceae.
GAGGGAAAAAAGGGAGGCAUCCUAGACUGAGAAGCGUCGUUUUAUGGCCAUGGAUGAAAAUGAAGACAUCCUCGCCGAAUCUCACUCCAGCUUGGUGCUGAUGAUUCUGAAGCCCGCUAGCAGCAUUGUUUGAGUCAUCAUGAUCAAUAUCUUGGCUGCAAGUCUCAUUGUUAUCGUGGCCAUUGCGGCCGCCCACGCCCUCCCAGACCAGAGCCCAGAAACACCCACCCGGCACGGUCAUGAGAGGCAAGCCCGCGAGCAGGGGAAGCGUGGGUCUCCACUAUCCUCUCAUAACACCAGUCGUCGCCCACGCGCCAACGCAGCCCAGUUCUCGUGCGAUUUCCCAGUCUUCGGCCUCGACUCGGUCGACUGCGAGUACAUGGCGUCGAUUGGCAUGCUGGGCCAGGGCUUUAACGCGCAGGACGAGAACGGGCGCAUCUGGAUCGGCUCGCAGGGGCCCAACCGGUUUACGUUUGUCAACGCCGCCGGCGUGCCGAUAACGCUGAUCGUCUGGUACAUGGCGCCGUACGACGACCAGGCGUCCUUCAUGAACGCCCGCGCGCCCGACAUCAGCUACUCGCUGCCGACCACGGGGAGCGCCGUCGAGGUGUCGCUGGCCAACGGCGUGCCCGGGGCCUGGUCGGCGCUGUACAACCACUCGACCACGCUGUCGCCAUACGGCCAGAUCAACAACACGUUUGGCGAGUUCAGCACCGGUUCGUACGCUACCAUCGACCUCUCGCGCCUGGUCAACAUGCGGGGUGACCAGAUGACCGUCAUCGUCUCGGGCGGCUGCGUCUCCAACAUGGCCACGUGCGUCUACACGUGCGUGUCCGAGGGCGACAAUUCGUGCGGCGCCGCCGGCACUUACAACCUGCUCAACUGCGUCGGCCCCAACGCCGUCCAGUACAUCGACCCCGAGGGGAACCCCACGGGCGGCUGCCAGGGCUGGAGCUUCGGGGGAGACAUCCAAAUUGUGAUGACUUGAAGGGAAAUUGAGUCUGGGAUCUUGUGUAAUGCAGCCUGCCGGCUCCGAGUUUGGUUAGCACCGGUAGCCAACCGGCAUUGUUUGGUCUUUCGAGGGUCUAGGGUUCUGAUUAUGGUGUGCCAACGCAACUGACUCACCGAGAUUCGGCUUGCUUGUUUUGAUUGGCGCAAGACUAGACUGAGCAGCGUAGCGAAAUGAUUAUAUACCUAGGUGAUAAUUUCACUUUUGCUUGAGGAUUGUCAA